Molecule: messenger RNA, 1647 nt
Organism: Coniosporium apollinis CBS 100218
Lineage: Eukaryota; Fungi; Ascomycota; Dothideomycetes
Exons: 2
Coding region: 1-1647 (548 amino acids)
Biological process (GO): regulation of mRNA stability
Cellular component (GO): cytoplasm; nucleus
Molecular function (GO): poly(A) binding
Source: RefSeq, a predicted model, not a curated record
AUGGCGGUAGAGGUGGCAGUCGGCACGCCGCUUGCCGAGGCGCUCCAGGAGCUUGUUCAACCGAAGUUGGUGGAGGUGGGAUGGAGUACUGGCGGCGACGACUCCGCGCUGUCGGAAUACAUCAUUCUCAUGCUGGUGAACGGGAAGACGCAGGAACAGAUCGCCUCAGAGCUGUCAAAUGACCUGCUUGGCCUCGGACCAGAGGAUUCAGGCGCCACAGACUUUUCGCGCUGGUUGUUCAACCAGGUUGUGAUUCUGGACAGGCAGCUCAGUGGUGCGCAAGAAGCGACUUCAAUAGCGCCUGCCGCUGCAGAAGCGUCGCAGAUAGAACAGGCGCGAGAUAGCGAGAUGGGAGGCCAGAUGGCACCCUCUGAGCAGCAAGACGCCGAUAUGGACGAGGCAGCAGAUGGACCGGCUGGCGCAAUACCAACCGGGCCAAAAGCAAUGCGAAAUGGUGCGUCAAAGACUCGAGACAAGCGGAUACUGGGCCAGGUCAACAAAGCAAUGGACCGGACAGGCGAUGCAGCCUUACACCGCGUCAAGGGAGCAGCAGGUGUAGGGCGAGUAACUACACAUGCUAGAGAGCCACCGAAGGGUCCACGAAGCAGUCUAGCGCGCAACAUCAAUCACCACAUGGGGAACGGCAGGCCCAUGCCGCCCAUGGGUCCCAUGGGUCAGCCUACGCAGUCGCCGGUAAUGCCUAUGAUGCCUAUGAUGCCUGGCAUGCCCGGUAUGCCGGGCAUGCCAAUGGGUCCUUCGAAUCCUCUCAUGAAUUUGACUCCGGACCAGCAGGUGCAGCUGUUCAAGAUGUACGAGCAGCAAGCGGCAUACGUGGCACAGAAAUUGCUGGAGGGCCAGGGUGUGUUGAACCCAGCGUUCCAGCAGAACGGGAACGGGCCACAAUCCGGCAAGUCGCUCUUUGACCGCGUUGAUGGGCGGAGACAGCGACAGAACCUUCGGAGACCUCCGCCUGGGGAGGACAAGAAAGAAACUCCCCAACCCGCCAACAACACCGGGUCCACAUCGUCCAUGGACGUCGAACCGUCCACUCAACCUGCAUCCAAAGACCCCUUCGACAUACUUUGCCGCUUCAACCUCCAAUGCACGAAGGCCGACUGCCCCUUCGCACAUCAGUCGCCAGCAGCCCCUCCUGGCAUAACGGUAGACAUGUCGGACACCUGCAGCUACGGUGCUGCCUGCAAGAACCACAAAUGCGCCGGCAAGCACCCAUCACCCGCGAAGAAGAGUGCUUUCAAAGCCGAGGCAGAGUGCAAGUACUGGCCGUACUGCUCGAACCCGGCCUGCCCGUUCAAGCACCCGGACAUGCCUCCGUGCAGGAAUGGCGCAGACUGCCCCAUGCGGCCGAACUGCAAGUUCGCGCAUACGAACGUCGAGUGCAUACACAACCCGUGCACGAGGCUAAACUGCUUGUACAAGCACAAGGAGGGCCAGAAGAAGGGGAAGUUUGAGGACAAGGUCUGGAAGGCGGAUGGUGAAAAGGGGCACGUCAGCGAAAGGAAGUUUGUGGAUGACGACGGGGAGGAGGAACUCAUUAUCCCAGGAAGCGGGGGCAGCCAGCCAGAGGGGGAGGAGACGCAUGAGAUGGAGACGCAGAUCUUCACAGGGGAUACGCAAAUUGCUACGUGA